Puntigrus tetrazona (Sumatra barb) is the source of this 1935-nucleotide messenger RNA. RefSeq lists its product as uncharacterized. Lineage: Eukaryota; Metazoa; Chordata; Actinopteri; Cypriniformes; Cyprinidae. Gene Ontology annotation, molecular function: nucleic acid binding; RNA-DNA hybrid ribonuclease activity. The record is from RefSeq and is a predicted model, not a curated record. The transcript is spliced from 2 exons. The coding region runs from base 37 to 1851 and encodes 604 amino acids.
GAUGCACAGGAAGGCAUAAAACCAGUUAUUGAAGAAAUGAUAAAGGCAGGUAUAAUAGUUGAAGCCCCCGAGGCCCACUGUAACACGCCGAUUUUUCCUGUCAGGAAAGCAGACUCCCAGAGCUGGAGGAUGAUUCAAGAUUUAAGAACUGUAAAUCAAGCUGUAGAGAGCAGGGCCCCCUGUGUGCCAGAUCCACACACAUUGUUGAAUCAGUUAAAACCUGAAAUGAAAUGGUUUACGGUAGUGGAUUUAAGCAAUGCAUUUUUCUCCAUACCAGUACAUAAAGACUCACAGGGGUGGUUUGGGUUUACUUACAAAUGUAAAAAAUACACUUACACCCGCCUUCCUCAGGGAUUUGUUGAUAGCCCGACAAUCUUUUCAUCAGAACUAAUGAGCUGUCUGUCACCCCUCACAGUUCCAACCCACAGUCAGGUUUUAGUUUAUGUCGAUGACAUAUUGAUUGCCUCAGACACACAAGAGCACAACAAAGAAGCUGCUGUAAAAGUGUUUCAGCAUUUAGCAGCGACAGGGAACAAAGCUUCUUUAGCCAAACUGCAAUGGGCAAAACAGGAAGUGAUGAGAGCUGUAUGUGCAGCAGCCCUGGCCGUCCAGGCAUCAGCUGAAGUAGUGUUGUUUCAUAAACUCACACUAUUGGUCCCACACUCAGUCGACGCACUAUUAACUGAAACAAAAAUGUCAUUUUUAUCACCAGCAAGACAUUUAGCUGUCAUGUCCAUUUUAAUGUCACAGCCACAUCUCACCAUCAAAAGAUGUACGACAUUAAACCCAUCUUCUCUGUUGCCAACCUGUAAUGACGGCACACCACACUGUUGUUUGACCAGCACAGAACAGAAUUGCAAGCCUAGGCCCGACUUGAGAGAUGUUCCAUUAACUGAGGGAGAGACACUGUUUGUAGAUGGCUCAUGCUCUAAAAAUAGUCAAGGUGAAAAUCAAUGUGGUUAUGCUGUUGUGUCAGAAAAAGAGAUAGUGACUGCAGGGAAACUGCCCUCUCAUUACUCAGCCCAGGCAGCCGAAGUUAUAGCGUUAACAAAAGCGUGCCAAGUAUCGCGAGAAAAAGACGUCACAAUCUACACAGAUAGCCAAUAUGCAUUUUCUACUUUACACCAUUUUGCGGCACAAUGGGAGCGAAGGGGCAUGAAAACUGCUAAUGGUCAAAGCGUGAAACACGCCGCCCUCCUUACAGACUUAUUAAAAGCCAUUCAACUCCCUCGUAAAAUUGCAGUGUGUAAAUGCGCCGCACACACAAAGGGUACUGACCUAGUUUCACUUGGCAAUGCAAAGGCAGAUGAAGCAGCUAAGCAAGCUGCACAAGGGAAGCUAGAGAUAUGUGAAAUACAUAAAGUAACAUCAGUAGAAACUCCAUUAGACAUGUCAGUAAUAUCAGACAUGCAAAAACAAGCACCAGCGUCUGAGAAACAAAUGUGGUUAACAAAAGGAGCACAAUUGUCAGAUGACACAUACAGACGUGAAGGCAAACUGUGCCUUCCACGAAGUUUGUACAAAACAGCAGCAAUCUUGACACAUGGGCAAGCACAUAUGUCAACAGGAGGGAUGGUGCAUAGGGUAGAACAGUACUUUUAUGCACCAGGCUUUAAUAACUACUCAAAAAAUUUUUGUAAAUCUUGUUUGAUCUGCUGUAAGCAUAACUCACAGGGAAACUGCAGGCCUAAGAGAGGUCAAUUUCCAAAGCCAGACUACCCUUUUCAGUUUAUCCACAUGGAUUUUAUUGAACUGACACCUUGCCAACAGUACAAAUACUGUAUGGUAGACCGUUCAGUUUACCGCUGUGUGAUGAUGUGUGUGAGAAACCACAAGAGCAGCAUACACUAGCAGAAUGGAUGAACAAAAUGUUGAAAUUUAAAGAUGUUGUGAGUGCAAAUGACCUGCCAGCCGUUCCUCUGUCUACACAGGAAA